Molecule: messenger RNA, 870 nt
Organism: Bombus pyrosoma
Lineage: Eukaryota; Metazoa; Arthropoda; Insecta; Hymenoptera; Apidae
Product: cold and drought-regulated protein CORA-like
Exons: 3
Coding region: 166-567 (133 amino acids)
Source: RefSeq, a predicted model, not a curated record
AUAGAUGGAAAAUGUAACAGAGACUAAUUUAGGCAUUAGAAAAUAGUUGUGGAUCGAGAAUUCAGUAGGUAUAUAUAACACGGCAAAUAAUUUCUGAACUGUAUCAGGUAUAAAAGAACUGCCCACUCUUUGGAUCACACAGUCGUAUUCUGAAUCAAGUUUAACAUGAAUCUUCUGUUAUUGGUAUUCUUGACCAUUUUCACCUUGGGAACAGCCACUGUGCCCCCAAUCAACAAACUUGAAAAAGUAAAGGGCGAUAGUGACGUGUCAGAAAAAAUAAUCGCUGACAAUCAGGCGGAACCGAAUUCUCAGGAUGCAACUGAGGAUAAAAAAGUGGCAAAAAGAAGUUACGGUUGGAAUCCGUGGAGUUACAUAGGAUAUAGUUACUGGCCCUGGUAUGGUUUUGGAUGGUAUCCAAGCUGGCCUCUAUAUUAUAGUCACGGAUAUAGUGGAUACGGUGGAUACGGUGGAUACAGUGGAUACGGUGGAUACGGUGGACAUGGAUAUGGAGGAUAUAGUGGAUACGGUUAUGGAUAUCGUAGCCACGGUGGCUGGUACAAGGGAUAGUAAAUUAAGAAAAAAUAGAAAGGAUAGAAAAUCGUCCAGGAGAUUUCUAUAAUUUUAUAAAUAUUAUUCACAGGCUUUCCUACUAUCUCACAUCUAACUUUUUGCACUGAAUAAACAAUAGGCUACACUUGAAUUUUAAUUAUAUCUAUAUUAAGUACUGCAAACCUAAGACUGAGAUAAAACACCUACAACUUUCGUUAUUCAUCAAAUAUGUAAAACGUAAGUUCAUUCAACAUUUAUUCGAUUUUAUUCUCAAAGUUAUGUAUCGUAUAUAUUUGCACAAAUACCAAGAUGUUCAUCAGU